AUGUCUCUACUUUCGAUAUUAUCGCGCUCGCGAGCGCGCAUUCUCCGCGGUCCGCGAACGCCGUUCAGACUUCUGUCCACGCUACCGAACACGCAUAUCUUCCGCGCACUGCAGAGCCAUGACCCGGACAGUUUAGCUGUGAUUCACAGCGUGUCCGAGAGAUCAUUUACAUACGGCAGCCUCAUUGGCGAUGUUGUCCGGGCGAAGGAUGAUCUUGCCCGCAAGGCCGCGAAAGGACAGGGGACGUUAGCCGGCGAGCGGGUUGCGUUCCUCGCGGAGAAUAGCUAUGACUACGUGGUCACAAUGCUAGCCAUCUUCGCUAGCGAUGCCAUUGCGUUGCCGCUUUCUCCGGCUUUCCCAACCGGGGAACUGAAGUACAUUCUGGAUAAUUCGCAGGCAAAGAUGUUGCUUGCGACUGAGAAGUACUCUGAUAAAGCCAUGGAGAUUCUCAGACAGGGGCUAGAACAUGAUCCCAUCUUCAAUGUCCGCAGUAAACUCGAGGGUACCCGUGGCGAGCCUGUCACUCUGACAGACCUGGACAAGCCAUCCGCCGGUGGCAUGAUGCUGUAUACUUCCGGCACAACAAAUCGACCGGCAAGUCCAUCAAGGGAAUGA
Molecule: messenger RNA, 615 nt
Organism: Penicillium salamii
Lineage: Eukaryota; Fungi; Ascomycota; Eurotiomycetes; Eurotiales; Aspergillaceae
Source: the annotation of a GenBank genome assembly